Cloeon dipterum is the source of this 3654-nucleotide messenger RNA. It is a transcript of the gene AlaRS, whose product is annotated as alanine--tRNA ligase, cytoplasmic. Gene Ontology annotation, cellular component: mitochondrion; cytoplasm. The record is from RefSeq and is a predicted model, not a curated record. NCBI's taxonomy places the organism in Eukaryota, Metazoa, Arthropoda, Insecta, Ephemeroptera, Baetidae. Gene Ontology annotation, molecular function: alanine-tRNA ligase activity; aminoacyl-tRNA deacylase activity; ATP binding. Gene Ontology annotation, biological process: alanyl-tRNA aminoacylation. The coding region runs from base 159 to 3587 and encodes 1142 amino acids. The transcript is spliced from 19 exons.
UGUUGAUGAUCUUUAAUUCCCUCCCAAAGCACCUCCCUUCUCCUUUGCCGUUUGCCAGGUCCUCGCUCUCUCUCUCUCACUCCACUGCGUUCUCCAGAAUCUGUCUUCGUGUUUAAGGGAAACAGUAACACGUGUCCUGAACCUGACAUACGGAGAAGAUGCAUGAGACAACCUCUGCAAAGGACAUAAGGAAGUCUUUCAUAGACUUCUUUGUGAAGAAGAAAAACCAUGAAUAUGUUCACUCUUCAUCCACCAUACCGUUUGAUGACCCUACGCUGUUGUUUGCCAAUGCUGGCAUGAAUCAGUUCAAGCCCAUAUUUUUGGGCACAGCAGACCCCAAUAGUGACCUCUUCCACAUGGUCAGAACCACUAACACCCAGAAAUGCAUCCGUGCUGGUGGCAAGCACAAUGACCUGGAUGAUGUCGGCAAAGAUGUUUACCAUCACACGUUCUUUGAGAUGCUUGGAAAUUGGUCGUUUGGUGACUACUUCAAAAAAGAGAUUUGCACUUGGGCUUGGGAGUACCUGACUGAGGUGUGCAAGCUUCCUAAGGAAAGGCUGUAUGUUACAUACUUUGGUGGAGACAAAAAAGCUAAUCUCUUGCCUGACGAUGAGUGCAAGCAGUUGUGGAUCAAACUUGGAGUGCCUGAAAACCAUGUCUUGCCAGGGAGCAUGAAGGACAAUUUCUGGGAAAUGGGAGAGACAGGUCCGUGCGGCCCUUGCUCUGAGCUGCAUUUUGAUCGGAUUGGUGGGAGGCAAGCUGCUCACCUUGUUAAUCAGGACGAUCCUGACGUACUUGAAAUUUGGAACCUUGUGUUUAUCCAGUUCAACAGGGAGAGUGACGGCUCUCUGAAGCAGCUUCCAAAGAAGCACAUUGAUUGUGGUAUGGGAUUUGAGCGACUUGUGUCUGUCAUACAGAACAAACGGUCCAACUAUGAUACUGACAUCUUUAUCCCCAUAUUUGAAGCCAUUGAAAAAGGCACUGGAGCUCGUAAAUACCAAGGUCGAGUUGGAGCUGAAGACACAGAUGGCAUGGACAUGGCCUACCGAGUGCUUGCUGACCAUGCUCGAACCUUAACUGUGGCUCUCUCAGAUGGUGGACGUCCUGAUAACACAGGACGAGGAUAUGUCUUAAGGCGCAUUCUUCGUCGAGCUGUUCGAUACGCCACAGAAAAACUGAAUGCAAAGCCAGGUUUCUUCAGCUCCCUUGUUGACACAGUUGUGAGCCUGCUGGGAGAAACUUUCCCUGAAGUUACCAGAGAUCCUGGGUCUGUCAAGGAAAUAAUAAAUGAGGAAGAGGCCCAGUUCUUGAAAACCUUGGCGCGUGGCAGGUCUCUGUUCAACAGAACUGUAGAUAAACUGGAAGCUGGCACUAGUGUACUACCAGGCGAAGUCGCUUGGCGUUUGUAUGACACUUACGGCUUCCCAGCUGAUUUGACCCAACUCAUGGCUGAGGAAAAGGGACUCAUUGUUGACAUGGAUGUGUACGAGAGCUGCAAGACCCAAGCACAGUUGGCUUCAAACGCUCGAGCUGCUCUUGCCGAUGAUCAACUUUCUCUGGAUGUGCAUGCUAUUACUGAUCUGCAAAACAAAGGAGUGCCACGUACUAAUGAUAGCUUCAAGUACAAUUACAAGGCUGGAGAUUCCAAGGACUCCGCUUAUGAUUUCGCUCCCUGCACUGGUAAAAUAAUAGCACUGCGAAUUGAGAAGAAGUUUGUUGACAAAGUUGAGGCUGGACAAGAUUGUGGCAUGAUUUUGGACAAGACCUGCUUCUAUGCUGAGCAGGGUGGACAAAUUUUUGAUGAAGGUUACAUGACCAAGAAGAAUGAUGAGUCUGUUGAGUUCUGUGUGAAGAAUGUCGCCGUCAGAGGUGGCUACGUCAUACACAUUGGCCAUCAAGGCUCUGGUACCCUGAAAGUUGGAGAUGAAGUCAAUCUGAAACUUGAUUGCGAGAGGCGACGCCAGAUCAUGGCUAAUCACACUGGCACCCAUAUUUUGAACUUUGCCCUAAGGAAUGUUCUUGGUGGCGAAGCAGAUCAAAAAGGCUCACUUGUUGCUGCAGAUCGAUUUAGAUUUGACUUCACUUGCAAGAAAGCAAUGACUGCAGCCCAAGUGAAGGAGACUGAGCAGAUAACCAACAAGAAAAUAUCCCAAAAUGAACAGGUGUUUGCCAAAGAAGCCUCGCUGGGUGUAGCCAAAUCCAUAAGAGGUCUCAGGGCCAUGUUUGAUGAAGCAUACCCGGAUCCGGUCAGAGUGGUUUCUGUUGGAGUACCAGUUGAGACAUUGGAGAAAGAUCCUGACAGCAAUGUUGGCAUGGGAACUUCUGUCGAAUUUUGUGGUGGAACACACAUGCUGAAAACUGGACACAUUGGCCAGUUUGUCAUAACUAGUGAAGAAGCCAUAGCUAAAGGAAUUAGGCGAAUCAUCGCAAUGACUGGCAAUGAAGCCGCCAAGGCUGUCAAAAAGGCUGAAGUCUUAGACAAUGAGGCAAACCAACUUGCUGACCAAGCUAAAUCUCUGCUGAAGCAGCAGGAUAAGAAAGCAGCAAAGGAUUUGGUUAAGAAAAUUGUAGCUCUGAAUGAUGAUGUUUCGCAUGCCAUCAUUCCAUACUGGAAAAAGGAGGAACUUCGUAAAAAUCUCUCAGCGCUCAAGAAGAAUUUGGAUGAUCAGGAAAGAGCUGGUAAGGCAGAAGUGUCUGCAAACGUUUUGACUGAGGUCAAAGAAAUAAUGGAGAAGAAGGGUGGAAAGCCAGAAUUACUGGUUGCUGAACUCAAAGCUCUGUCAAACACUAAGGCUCUGGAUGGUGCGUUGAAGCAAGUCCGCUCCAUAUGCGCUGACACCAGUGCUAUACUGUUCAGCGUAGACCAAGCUGCUGGCAAAAUAGUUUGCCUCAGCGCUGUCCCACCGUCAGGAAUAGCAAAGGGCCUACGAGCUAAUGAUUGGAUUACGGAGGUGGCUCCCUUGAUGAAAGGAAAAGGCGGAGGUAAACCAGAAGCUGCUCAGGCUUCUGGCACCAACAUAGCGUGCCUGCAAGAAGCCAUCCAAAAGGCACAGGCAUUUGGAGAAUCAAAACUUGGUUCUGCUGGUAGCGCCACCCAGAAAGGAGCUAUUGUGGUGGCUAAGUCUCAAGGAGGCAGUCCUUUGGAAGCACUAGUUGAGGCAUUAGCCAAAGUGAAGGGUGUCAAGGUGGACAAAAGUAACCAAGGAGAAGUGACCAUCAAGGUUGGGAGUGAGACUAUCCAUGGUUGCGUGGCAAUCUCCAUCUACCUUGCCAAUGAAGAAUUGAAGGGAGGAAAUGAUGCAUUGGGACAGAGCCAAGUGCUCCAGUGGUUGUAUUUUGCUGAGAACCACCUUGUUCAUUAUGCCCAGCGAGGAAAGGAUUGUCCUCAACUGAAGGAUUCGCUCAAAGCACUAGACAAGCAUCUGCUUUACAACACCUACUUAGCCACAGAGAGAGUUACAAUUGGCGACCUGGCUGUUUACAGUGCCUUGAAGAGUGUCAAAGAUGCAGCAAACCAACUUCGCUGCUUGAAGAGGUGGAGCUCAACUCUAGCUGUCCACCCCAUUGGAAAACAGAUUUCCAAUUAAUUAAUUAAUUAUUGAUACCCACUGUCGAAAUAAACUGGUGGCUGGAUAAAUUUUUUGAUAAUUUUAA